GUGAGGGGGGGGGGUCACACAGGGCCCACCGCCACCCCCCUACUGAAGCCACUUCCGGCUCGGCGCUGGCGCGCAUGCGCCGUGCUCCCCUCUCCUCCGUCCGUUGACGUCAGCGCGUGCGUGCGUGCGUGCGUGCGCGCGCGGAUCCGCCAUGGAGGCCUCGGCGGGCGGCGGGGCCGGCGGCGCGGCGGGGCGGCGCUGGUACUUCAGCCGCGAGCAGCUGGAGCGCAGCCCCUCGCGCCGGGCCGGCCUCGACCCCGACAAGGAGCUCUCGUACCGGCAGCAGGCGGCCAACCUGCUGCAGGACAUGGGGCAGCGCCUCAACGUCUCGCAGCUCACCAUCAACACGGCCAUCGUGUACAUGCACCGCUUCUACAUGGUGCAGUCCUUCACCCAGUUCCACAGGAACUCGGUGGCACCGGCGGCUCUGUUCCUGGCAGCCAAGGUGGAGGAGCAGCCCCAUAAGCUGGAGCACGUCAUCAAGGUGGCUCACGCCUGCCUGCAUCCCCAGGAGCCUCCUCCGGACACCAGGAGCGAGGCUUACCUGCAACAAGCCCAGGACCUGGUCAUCCUGGAGAGCAUAAUCCUGCAGACCCUGGGCUUUGAGAUCACCAUCGACCACCCCCACACCCACGUGGUGAAGUGCACUCAGCUCGUGCGAGCCAGCAAGGACUUGGCGCAAACUUCCUAUUUCAUGGCUACCAACAGCCUGCACCUGACCACCUUCAGCCUGCAGUACACCCCUCCUGUUGUGGCCUGCGUCUGUAUCCACCUGGCUUGUAAAUGGUCCAACUGGGAGAUCCCAGUCUCCACGGACGGGAAGCACUGGUGGGAAUACGUUGAUGGCACUGUAACUCUGGAGCUCUUAGAUGAACUGACUCAUGAAUUCCUGCAGAUCCUCGAGAAAACUCCCAACCGGCUCAAACGCAUCCGGAACUGGCGGGCCUCGCAGGCGGCCAGGAAGUCGAAGGCCGACGAGCACAGCGAAGACAAGAGCCUGUCGGAGCAGACCAUCCUCAACAUGAUCUCCAGGAACAACAGCUCGGACAUGAACAUCGCCGGCCUGAUGAGCAUGUCCACGUCCUCCACCGCCGCCGGCGCGGGGCCGGCCCUGCCGCCUUCCACCGAAUCCCCCCGCGAGCAGAGCGGCACGGAGGCGGCGGCGGGGGCUCAGCCGGAGCACUGGCUGGCCCAGCAUCCUCCCCCCAAACUGGAAAGCUCCCAGGGCCACAGGACUAGCGACGGCUCGGCGGCCGAGCACCCUCUGCAGCAAGAUGGCGCUGCUUAUCAGAAGCAGGGCGGCAAGAACGCGCCGGCGGCCAAGGUGUCGCUGAAGGAAUACCGAGCCAAGCACGCCGAGGAGCUGGCGGCGCAGAAACGGCAGCUGGAGAACAUGGAGGCCAACGUGAGGUCCCAGUACGCCUACGCCGCGCAGAAUUUGCUGGUCCAGCAGCAGCGGGAGAGGGAAGUCCAGCAGGAGAGCAACCCCUCGCCCAUCAUCUUGAAAAUCCCCAUCGGUUCGGAGAACCCCGAGCGCCCUCCCGGCCCCGAAAAAGGUGACAAAGCCUCGGCUCUCAAGCUGAGGAUCCCGGUGACGGGCGGUGGAGGGGGCGAGAGGCCGCUCCCCUCCAAGCAGGAGGAGAUCAAAAUGCGCAUCAAGGUGCCGAGCGCCGCCGACAGGCCCGGCUCCCUGGACGAGAGCGGCGCCAAGAGCCGGGAGCACAAGGAGAAACACAAGGGCCACUCUUCCAACCACCACCACCACCACCACAACCAUCACUCGCACAAACACUUGCACCCCCAGCUCGCCGCCGGCCCCAGCGGCGUGGUCAACAAGCGCCCGGGAGACUCUAAACACCUCGCCCCCCCCAGCGCCGUGCCCCACAAAAGCUACGGCCUCUUUGGCUCUUCCCGCAAGAGGCCCCCGCCGGAGGAGGUGGCGGCGGCAGCGGCGGCGAGCGCGGCGCCCCACGAGCACCAGCCCAAAAUCAGCAAAAGCUCCAAGGGCUCCGGGGCUCAGUUCCAGUAUCCUCACCUCCCCGGUCACGGCUCGGAGGCUGGAGGCCUCCCUUUACCAACCCCAACGCCCAAAAACCGGGGACCCCACGGCAAAUCGGACAAGGGGCCGGCGGGGGCCAACGGGCACAACGCCAACCAGGCCAGUGACUACCAGGAUACGGUCAACAUGCUGCACUCGCUGCUGAGCGCCCAGGGCAUGCAGCCCACCCAGCCCCCAGCCUUCGAUUUCCACGCUUACGGCGAGCUUUUGAACCCCCCCUCCCGGGCAGCCGCCGCUUCCAGAGCCGCCAACACAGACAGACCCCGGCCCCCCCCACUGCCCUCAGAACCGCCCCCGCCGCUGCCUCCCCUCCCCAAAUAAUUCCUUUUUACUACUGAAUCGGGACAAAUCGGCCUGCCUGCCCCAUUUUUUUUCCCCCCGCCCGCCCCCAUACCCUGCCCCUGCGGUGGAGGGGAAGGGCUGUUGGUGUUCCCCACCCACCCCCCCCGAGAACUCUUUUAUUAGAACUUUUCUUAUUUCCUCGCGAGGAGCCCUCGAAGCUGUGAAAGGACAAAAUCCCUUUCUCUUCCUCGCUUCCCUCCCUCGCCGACUUCCCAGUUAACAGCAGGGUUUGGCCCUGCUGGAACUGAACCCCCCCCCAAUUUGGGGAACACAUCGGGUGGGGGCCCGGGGAGGGGAUUAUUUAAAACAUGUUGCAGAAAAAAAACCACGAGAUGUUUUACAAAUAAUUUAAGCAGUAACUUAUAUCUUUUAGACUUUUUGUUCCUUUUUAAGUUUUGUGAUGCUGGCAGGUGCUGCGGGGGCUCUCCCAACCCCCCCGGCGAGACUCGGGGCCCCACUCGCGUGGCUCCGCUCAAGCUGAUGGUGACAGAAAGUGGGUCGAGGAGCUUUUUGGGGUCAGAACGGAGGAAAACGGUGCGUGGGGAGGGAAAGGGGCCGCCGGGCUGGGCAGGCGGCUUGCGCCGAAGGUUUUUGGGGUGCUCCCGGUUUUGGGGUGCUCCUGGUGGUGGUGGAGAGGGGGUGGCGUGCGAAGGGCCAGCAGGGUGCUGAGCCCUGGUGUCUGCAGGACGUGAUGCGAAGCCCAGAGCCCGCUCUGGGUGUGGGAGCGAGGCACUGGUGAGACUGGGCAGGGCUGGAGGGGGCCGCGGGGCAGCUCUGGGGGGAGCCCUGCCUGCGCCGCAGCUCCUCCCGCCACCAAAACCCGAAAUUAAACCCGAAAUCUGUGGCCGAGGGCGCCUGCCUCGUGGUGGUGGGGGGGUCUGACGUUUUUGGAAAAGCCGAACUUGUUUUGUUGUUCAGCCUCUCACUUUUCCAGACUUCAAUAAACGUUAUCGUCUCCACCCGG
Anas platyrhynchos (mallard) is the source of this 3365-nucleotide messenger RNA. It is a transcript of the gene CCNT1, whose product is annotated as cyclin T1. Lineage: Eukaryota; Metazoa; Chordata; Aves; Anseriformes; Anatidae. The record is from RefSeq and is a predicted model, not a curated record. Gene Ontology annotation, biological process: regulation of transcription by RNA polymerase II. Gene Ontology annotation, molecular function: cyclin-dependent protein serine/threonine kinase regulator activity.